AAGAGGAAGAGUAGAGAAAUGAGGCGUGCAGACACGAUGUCGAAGAAUGCACGUUAGAAACAGGGACCCAUGGUCGGUUGUUGUUGGUAAAGUGUAUGUUACAUGGACCCCGUCAUCCAUUUCAUCCAUCCCUUCAUCUCAUAUACUUCAUCGGGAUUUGAGAAAGCAGACCAAGAAGAUUGAAACUUCACUGAUUUAAAGCAGAAAAAAAAAGAAACUCAAAGAGAACUAGAGAAGAGAAUUGCUUUUCCGUUUUUCAUAUUUUCUAGCUAUAUCUGUUCUUGAGAUUUAUCUUAACUGAUUUGUCCUAAUGAUGAAGAAACUUUGUCCAAACUAUGAUAGAGAAGACGGGCUUGAAACAGUUCUUGAAGUUCCGAUACCAGAAGAGAUGCUUACAACAACAAAUGCAAACAAGAACAAUCACCACCACAACAACAACAACAUCACCAAUAUAACGUCAUGGCAGAAUAUGAAGUCGUGGAUGAGGUCUCAUAUCGAUCAUAAGUCAUCAGAUCAAAAUGUAACUUCUCUUUUUGGUGGUAGAAAUGCCGAGCUUCAAAUCUUACUUGGUGUUGUUGGUGCUCCUUUAAUCCCUCUUCCACUUCGUUGUGAUCAAUCUAUCAACCCCAACAUUAGAGAUAGUCCCAAUAUUGAAACCUCCAUGGCGAAAUACAUUGUGCAACAAUAUAUAGCAGCAACAGGAGGAGAUGAUGCACUGAAUGCAAUAGAUAGUAUGUACGCAAUGGGUAAAGUAAGAAUGGUUGCAUCAGAAUUUAGCUCCGGUGAUAAGGGUAAUAAAAACGGCAAUAAAAAUGGCAACAAGGGUAGUGGCCGAAACCACCACGGGAGUGGUGAAGUUGGAGGAUUCGUGUUAUGGCAGAAAAGGCCAGAGUUAUGGUGUUUAGAGCUCGUUCUAUCUGGUUGUAAAAUUAGUGCAGGCAGCGAUGGUAAAGUUGCCUGGAGACAAACUCCAUGGCACCAUUCUCAUGCUUCUCGCGGUCCUCCUCGUCCACUUCGUCGAUCUUUACAGGGACUUGAUCCGAAGUUGACUGCCAAUAUGUUCUCGAACUCAAUUUGUAUAGGCGAAAAGGCGAUAAACGAAGAAGAUUGUUUUGUACUAAAACUCGAAGCAAAACCAAACACUCUCAAAGCAAGAAGUAGCAGCAAUGUAGAGAUCAUUAGACAUACAGUAUGGGGUUACUUCAGCCAAAGAACUGGUCUACUUGUUUCCUUAGAGGACUCACAUCUCCUUAGAAUCAAAGCUACUGGCACUGAAAGUGUCUAUUGGGAAACUACAAUGGAGUCACUGAUACAGGAUUAUCGACACGUAGACGGGAUUAACAUCGCUCAUGCUGGUCGGACGACAGUUUCGUUAUUUAGGUUUGGAGAAAACAAUGAAAGUCAUUCUAAAACAAAGAUGGAAGAAAGUUGGACCAUCGAAGAAAUUGAUUUUAACAUUGUGGGUUUGUCAAUGGAUUGCUUUUUGCCGCCUGCUGAUCUCAGGAAAGAGAUUCAAGAUGGGCGAGACCUUGUUUCGAAAAAUGUACGUGGUGUGCCACUCAAAACUCGAAGCACCCCAAAUCUUGCCAAGGUUGGUUUGUCGAAAGUAGUUGCUGUGAAUGUCGAUGAUUCGUCAGAUUCGUCAGAUUCCACUUCCAUCGACGAUGAUGAAGAGUUUUUGUAAUUAGUGAGAAUUAAAACCCUGGAAAAAAAAACACAGACAUUUUGUAUUGUAUAUAUAUACCUAUGUGUUAACCUUUUUAGUUAGAAUUGUGAAGAGUCUUGAAUUUGAUCAAUGUAUAAAACUAGCCCAAGAGGUUGCCGUUUACCUAGAGUUUAGUUUUUUGUUGGGAUGAGAUUACGCAUACAUAUAUUAAGGCAAGUGGCUUCAUAAUUGAAAUGUUACUAAGUUGGGUACA
Messenger RNA from Papaver somniferum (opium poppy), 1919 nucleotides. RefSeq lists its product as uncharacterized. The transcript has 3 exons. Bases 311 to 1684 code for a protein of 457 amino acids. Lineage: Eukaryota; Viridiplantae; Streptophyta; Magnoliopsida; Ranunculales; Papaveraceae. The record is from RefSeq and is a predicted model, not a curated record.